Messenger RNA from Drosophila sulfurigaster albostrigata, 690 nucleotides. RefSeq names its product U-scoloptoxin(16)-Er13a-like. The transcript is spliced from 2 exons. Lineage: Eukaryota; Metazoa; Arthropoda; Insecta; Diptera; Drosophilidae. The record is from RefSeq and is a predicted model, not a curated record. Bases 163 to 489 code for a protein of 108 amino acids.
UUAUAUUUUCGCUCGUCACAAACACGUCAACUCUUGGCCUUUCUACGACCUCGGACUAUCUAAAAAGUAUUCCACUUUUGGUUUUUUACGCUCAGAACAUCAUCAGCCAUCUGUUCGAAUCUAAGUGUGAAUUAGUCAUAGUUUUGUGAGAAGCACAAUAAUAUGAAACAAUUCAUAAGCGGAAUUUUGUUGGUGCUGCUGGCGGCAUUGUUGUUGCCCCACACUGAGACAGCUGUGUCGUAUAAGUUCGCUGCGGAUCCCGCGUAUCCCGGCAAAUGUGUGAUGACGCCGAAUCUUAUCCUAAAUCCUGGCCAAGUUGGCCAACUCCCAGGGCCGACCUGUGCGCGUGUCUUCUGCGAAGACAACGGUAAUUUCUCGGCUACCACCUGCCCAAGUGUAGAUGCUCCGCCUGGCUGCUAUUUGAGUGAACUGAAAUUCCCCAAUGCCGACUAUCCCGAGUGCUGUUACCGUGAAACCAUAUGCAAUUAACUGAAGAUCAACAACGACGACAACGACCUAGCCACGCCCUUCCAGCAGCUUCAGUGCGCCCAACAACAGCACUCGGCUAUUGCAUAGAGUGCAUAAAAAUAGAAUAGCAGCCACUGAUUAGUACAUAAAGUAUGUCAAAUUUAAGCGAAUGGAAAAAAGUGAGCGAACUUAUUAUGACACAUAAAUAAAUAUUGAGGACUA